This is a messenger RNA of Anisakis simplex (herring worm), 705 nucleotides long. Lineage: Eukaryota; Metazoa; Nematoda; Chromadorea; Rhabditida; Anisakidae. The record is from the annotation of a GenBank genome assembly.
AUGACUCUCAAAAAACGUCUUCGUAAUGCUAGACGGCGUUUAGCGUGUAUUUCGUCCCGUCCACCAAGGAAUCAGACAGAAGUGGGACAAGCAUGUCGUGGCAGUAUCAACCUGCAAGAGGCACGUAUCCAUACCGAUAAUGCCACCAACAGUCUUACAAUAACAGCAUCUUCACAAACUUUCCAUUUGAAAGCUCAGAACGAAUGUGAUCGUAAGCAAUGGCUCACGGCACUUGAAUAUGCCCGGCAUCGUGCAAUCCGUGACGCUGAAUCUGAUGAAGAUGAAGACAUGAAGAUGAAUAGUGCAUCAAAUGGUGGAAUGAUCGCUGUUGAUCAUAUGAAUAAAGCACUUUCAGCAAAAUUGGAUGAUUUACGAACAUGUAACAAACUGAUUGCAAAACAUGGAAGUGAGUUAGCACGUGUGGUGAAUGAAUUGGAACAGAAUGAGAAGACAAGGAUUCUGAGUGAACGGAUAUCACUGUUCAAAAUAACUGCUGCAGCGAUGCUGAAUGCUUGCGAUGAAUUUGUGAGUAUGCUUGCAAAGGAAACACGCAGAAUUGGUCGUUAUGCGGCAAAUGAACAUGAACAGCGGAUACGCUUACAAGAUCAACUCGAGGAACUGGCUCAACAGCACAGCAAUCUCGAGCGGGCCGCGUAUCGAACUGCCAGAGAAUCAGAUUUCAAUUCUGAAACUGAACCGCGUUAG